GUAGUCUUAUUGUACUCUUCUCCAAGUGCGCCGAAAGGUGGCACACAGGUGUGCUGCGGCUGGAGGAAAGCUACCGCCAGCAUUUCGAGCUAAUGAUGAAACGUCAUCCCAUUGUCCAGCCCCGCAGCAGCCGCUGAGAUGAUCGAGGAGGUUUUCUAUCUGGUGUUCCUGCUCGGGCACAUAGCCUUCGGAGCGUUGUACCUCCACAAGGUUCACGUUUCCCAAAGGCGGAUAGUCUGCACGGUCAUCGGUCUCAACACGAGCUUGAUCCUCUCUCGAUGGGAUCUACUUCAUCAAUUCGCCUUGACGUUUCUCGUCAUCGCUGUGCUCUACAUCUAUCGAAGAUCAAGAGCCUUCAACCUGUGCUAUGCUUUAAACGCCGUCGCCUUCGGUUACCUUCUUUUCUUCCGCUUCGUCUCCACCAACAACUUCAGCAGAAUGAUUAUGAUGAUGUUGGUACUCCGAAUGGGCGGCUUGGGCUCCGAGAUCGAAGAAUCCGAGCAACUGGAGAUCGACAACCUACACGAAGCUCCUCUCAUCGACAUAUUUUACUACGCGUUCUCCUACAUGGGCCUGCUGGCGGGCCCAUAUAUUCGAUAUCGCACUUUCCGCGACUUCAUGGACGGAAUUUGUCUGACCACAUUCAGUCAGCGACGCCACUUUCUCGAAGAGAAACUCACUUCCAUGCCGCUCUUCCUCACCUUUUUCCUCGUCGCCAAUGUUCUCGCACCGUUAGAAGCGGCGAAAACUCAAGAAUUUCAUGAUGAGUCCGGAUUCCUCUACACCUUAUGGUACAUGGUCGUGAUGUUCAUGGGUUUCCGCGGACGUUUGUACACCGGCUUUGUUCUUGCCGAAUGUGGCUGCAUCGCAGCCGGAAUUGGAGCUUAUCCGCACGAAUGGGAGAACAAGAGCGGGCAGGGGCCUACGAAGAGAAAGAAGGCCAUGUACCCCAACCACAUCGAUUUCAAUACCGUACAGAAUCUCGAUUUCCGGGAGUGUGAAACCGCACCGACUGUCAAGGAAACGGUGCGAGCCUGGAAUCAAACGGUGCAGUAUUGGUUGGCAGUGAACUGCUACAAGAAAUUGCCGGCUCCGCGAUGGAUUCGAAUGGUCGUCACCAUGAUGGUCAGCGCCUUCUGGCAUGGGAUUCGUCCCGGGUACUACGUAUGUCUCAUCUCGACAGUACUCUACGCAUCUGCGGAGAGUCAUCUCCUGGAGUAUUUUUCUAAAAACCCUCUCUUCCCGAUGCCGACCACCACGCUCGGCAAGAUCGCAUUCGCUCAAUUGAAAUUCCUCGCUUUCGCGUACAUGGGCGUCGCUUUCAUGAUGAUUUCGAUGCCGGAAAUCGUCAGGUUUUACGCCAACCUGUAUUUUUUCGGAUACGUAAUUCCGGUGGCAAUUUUGAUCUAUUUUAGAUGCUUCGCCAAUCUUGCAGAAUCUCGAGAAAUCAAGCGGACGUGAACUCAAAUAAUCCAAAACGGACUUGGGGACGAAAUGAAAGAAUGGUUCCAUUAAGAA
Molecule: messenger RNA, 1518 nt
Organism: Galendromus occidentalis (western predatory mite)
Lineage: Eukaryota; Metazoa; Arthropoda; Arachnida; Mesostigmata; Phytoseiidae
Product: lysophospholipid acyltransferase 7
Exons: 7
Coding region: 139-1461 (440 amino acids)
Biological process (GO): lipid modification; phosphatidylinositol biosynthetic process
Cellular component (GO): membrane; mitochondria-associated endoplasmic reticulum membrane contact site
Molecular function (GO): lysophospholipid acyltransferase activity
Source: RefSeq, a predicted model, not a curated record